AUGGUGAUCAUGAGGGGUGAUGCGAGGCUGCUCUGCGCGCUUGGUCUGGUGCUGCUCUGCGUGGCGGCGCACUUUCAGGGUGCGUACUGCAGCGGCGGCGGUGGUGGAGGCCAUGGCGGGGGCAGCGGAGGGCACGGAGGCGGCGGUGGAGGAGGAGGACACGGUGGGGGUGGCGGAGGGCACGGAGGCGGCGGUGAAGGCCACGGUGGAGGUGGCGGGCUAGGAGGCGCCGGUGGAGCCCACGGAAGCGGCGGGGACGGUGGCGAGGGGAGCAGCGGCGGGGGAGGGGCGGGCGCCAUCCCCGGCAGGGCUGCGGGAGAGCCGCAAGGCCGCGCCGCCUGGACGGUCUCUGGAGCCGUCACCACCCUCGCGACCGCAGUGCUCGUUCUGUGGCUCUGA
Molecule: messenger RNA, 399 nt
Organism: Lolium perenne
Lineage: Eukaryota; Viridiplantae; Streptophyta; Magnoliopsida; Poales; Poaceae
Source: RefSeq, a predicted model, not a curated record